CACCUCCCUCUCCACUCCCCUCACCCUCACUCCCCUCCUUCUCCCUAUUAAAACACCCACCAGCUCACUAGUUAAGACCCCCUUAAGUUGGAGGAGGCAGAAAGGCAACAACCGCGAGGAAGGAGAAGUCAAGACGUAUGGAAAGAAUUACCCAGACCUGGCUUCAAGCAGCCCAUUGAACCAGGGACUUGAACCAGCCCCAGCCAAAGACUUUUCUCCCGAUUCUGCGCUUCCUGAGUUCUGAGUUUUCACCCGGAUUUUUUUUUUUUUUUUUUUUUUUGAUACGAAAAAGAAACUUUCCGUUAUCGGGGGAAGGGGGACUGGAGCGAAAAAAAAAAAGAAAGAAAAAAAGUUAAUUUAUUUUUAAAACACAGAUAAUUAUUUAAACAAUUAGAAGACUGAAGUGCAACGGAAGAUAAAACGAAUCAUUAGUGAAAUUUCCCUUUAAAGUGGGGGAGAAUCAAACAUUUAAGACUCCCCCAUCCUUUUUAAAUGAUGUUAUUAAAUUUCUUAUUUUUUCUGGCCGGUCGUCUCAAAUUCAUCUGAUCUUUUAUUACCUCAAUUUUGGAAACUGCCCGCCACCGACCCUCCGGGACCACACAGACAGGCUGAGGACGACUUGAUGACCAAGAGCUGAACAAGAUGCAUUGUGAGAGGUUUAUAUGCAUCCUGAGAAUAAUCGGAACCACACUUUUUGGAGUCUCUCUCCUCCUUGGAAUCACAGCUGCUUAUAUUGUUGGCUACCAGUUUAUCCAAACGGAUAAUUAUUAUUUCUCUUUUGGACUGUAUGGUGCCUUUCUAGCAUCACACCUCAUCAUCCAAAGCCUGUUUGCUUUUUUGGAGCACCGAAAAAUGAAAAAAUCUCUAGAAACCCCCAUUAAAUUGAACAAAACAGUUGCUCUCUGCAUCGCUGCAUAUCAAGAAGACCCAGACUACUUAAGGAAAUGUUUGCAAUCUGUGAAAAGGCUAACCUAUCCUGGGAUUAAAGUUGUCAUGGUCAUAGAUGGGAACUCGGAAGAUGACAUUUACAUGAUGGACAUCUUCAGUGAAGUCAUGGGCAGGGACAAAUCAGCCACUUACAUCUGGAAGAACAACUUCCAUGAAAAGGGUCCUGGUGAGACGGACGAGUCACAUAAAGAAAGCUCUCAACACGUAACCCAAUUGGUCUUGUCCAACAAAAGUGUCUGCAUCAUGCAAAAAUGGGGUGGAAAGAGAGAAGUCAUGUACACGGCCUUCAGAGCCCUGGGACGAAGUGUGGAUUAUGUACAGGUUUGUGAUUCAGAUACCAUGCUUGACCCUGCCUCCUCUGUGGAGAUGGUCAAAGUUUUAGAAGAAGAUCCCAUGGUUGGAGGUGUCGGGGGAGAUGUCCAGAUUUUAAACAAGUACGAUUCCUGGAUCUCCUUCCUCAGCAGUGUGAGAUACUGGAUGGCUUUCAACAUAGAAAGGGCCUGUCAGUCUUAUUUUGGGUGCGUCCAGUGCAUCAGUGGACCUCUGGGAAUGUACAGAAACUCCUUGCUGCAUGAGUUUGUGGAAGAUUGGUAUAAUCAGGAAUUUAUGGGCAACCAAUGUAGUUUUGGGGAUGACAGGCAUCUAACCAACCGGGUGCUGAGCCUGGGCUAUGCCACAAAAUACACAGCUCGAUCCAAGUGCCUCACUGAAACACCCAUAGAAUAUCUCAGAUGGCUCAACCAGCAGACGCGUUGGAGCAAGUCGUACUUCCGGGAGUGGCUGUACAACGCCAUGUGGUUCCACAAACACCACUUGUGGAUGACCUACGAAGCGGUGAUCACUGGAUUCUUUCCUUUCUUCCUCAUUGCCACAGUAAUCCAGCUCUUCUACCGAGGGAAAAUUUGGAACAUCCUCCUCUUCCUGUUAACUGUCCAGCUAGUAGGUCUCAUCAAAUCAUCUUUUGCCAGCUGCCUUAGAGGAAAUAUCGUCAUGGUCUUCAUGUCUCUCUACUCGGUGUUAUACAUGUCCAGUUUACUUCCCGCCAAGAUGUUUGCCAUCGCAACCAUAAACAAAGCUGGGUGGGGCACGUCAGGAAGGAAGACCAUUGUGGUCAAUUUCAUAGGACUCAUCCCAGUGUCAGUUUGGUUUACAAUCCUCCUGGGUGGUGUGAUUUUCACCAUCUAUAAGGAAUCUAAAAAGCCAUUUUCAGAAUCCAAACAGACAGUCCUAAUCGUUGGAACGUUGCUGUAUGCAUGCUACUGGGUCAUGCUUUUGACGCUGUAUGUGGUUCUAAUCAAUAAGUGUGGCAGGCGGAAGAAGGCGCAACAGUACGACAUGGUGCUCGAUGUAUGAUCCAACACAGCUGGACGCUUGCAGUCACUUACACCACCGUAGUUUCUGGAGGGGACGUUCAGUGUUGUGGCAUCAGGCAAUGCCACCAAAAGGAGACAUAUCACUGCUGCUGGGACUUGAACAAAGACAUUUCUAUGGGUUUAUUUUCAUUCUGCCAAAGUAAAACAAAACAUCAACAAGAAGAAUCUCAGAUUUAACCUGUUAUCUCUAGGAAAAUGGGAUAAAUUCUUUGUUUAUGCACUUUUUCUUUACUGUACGUCCGCCUGAAAGUGUGUUGUCCUAUAUACCUCACUAGCCAUGCUUUAUGUGGGUUAUCAUGGAGGAAAAAGGUUUUGGAAACUCAAGGAAAAGUUCUUACAACCUGUACAACCUAACUUAUGGACUGUUUUGAUAAUUUUUUUUUUUUUUAGGAAGGAUUUUCUUUUUAACUUUACCAAAUGAAAUGCCAAAGGAAAUUUUACAGCCCGUGGGCUGUGCUGUAUUUUGAUAUAAUUGUACUGUGUUUUUAAAUUUUGUAUGCCAAUUUUUUAAAAAAAAUUUACAUAUUCUAUAUUUUACUUCUCUGCCAAAACACACCUGUCCUUCCCUUUUUUAAAAAAUAAAAUAAGUUCUGAAAAGAUGAAUACUUAUAAAACUUGCCCAAAAUGUGAAACUUGGUUGACUGAUGUUCACGAUAGAAAGAAUAAAAUGUGUGUCUCUCUCUCUACCUUUAAAAAUCGAAUAGUUUAUUUCUGUGAAGACAAAUUAUUUAAACUUUUCAAUAUUUUCACUUUUGCUUUCAUUUCUGUUAGAAAAGGCCAAUAUACCCAUCACACCUUGGGAAUAAAAAUACAUACUUUCAUGUGUACAAAAAAAAAAAAUCAUUGAAAAUCAAGGCCAAAAGGGAAGAGAAGUGCAAUUUCUCGUAAGAUUAAAAAAAAAUAAAAGGAAAUGUCAGUUCUUGAAAGACAAAAAGUAGACAUCUAGCACUGAACAAGCCAUGAGGAUCAAAACAAACAAGAAUCAUCUUUGGAGGUUCUCAGUGCUUUCCCAGGCCAAGAAAGAAAACAAAAGAAUUUUCUGUGUAAUUUUCCAGUGUAAUGCCGUU
Molecule: messenger RNA, 3388 nt
Organism: Otolemur garnettii (small-eared galago)
Lineage: Eukaryota; Metazoa; Chordata; Mammalia; Primates; Galagidae
Gene: HAS2
Product: hyaluronan synthase 2
Exons: 4
Coding region: 643-2301 (552 amino acids)
Biological process (GO): extracellular matrix assembly; hyaluronan biosynthetic process
Molecular function (GO): hyaluronan synthase activity
Source: RefSeq, a predicted model, not a curated record